Condylostylus longicornis is the source of this 658-nucleotide messenger RNA. It is a transcript of the gene mRpL18, whose product is annotated as 39S ribosomal protein L18, mitochondrial. The record is from RefSeq and is a predicted model, not a curated record. Lineage: Eukaryota; Metazoa; Arthropoda; Insecta; Diptera; Dolichopodidae. The transcript has 2 exons. Gene Ontology annotation, molecular function: 5S rRNA binding; structural constituent of ribosome. Gene Ontology annotation, cellular component: mitochondrion; ribosome. The coding region runs from base 33 to 572 and encodes 179 amino acids. Gene Ontology annotation, biological process: translation.
UAAAUAGAAAUUUUAAAGUAUAAAGGUAUUAAAUGGCAUCGGUAGCUAAGAAAUUUCAACCAUUAACUUCGGCCCGAGUAAAACAUAAAAUCCAAGAAUUAACAAAACCAGAGGCAGGAGUUGUAUAUGCCUAUAAUAAAAAUCCUCGGAAUUUGGAAAGAUUAGGCUAUGCAUAUAAACCACAAGGUUAUCAUUUGGAAAAACCAGGAAGAAGUUAUUGGCAUAAAUUAGAAUUGAUUAUUUCUCAACGUUAUAUAUCAGCUUAUAUUCGACACUUUCAAAAUGGCAUAGUAAUAUCCGCUAGUACAAAAGAAUGGGCAAUUAAAAAGCAAUUGUAUAAAACAAAUGAUACAUGUGCAUAUAUUAAUUUAGGCAGAGUUUUAGCAGAUCGUUGCCUAAAGAGUGGUUUAACUGAAAUGUAUUGUGAUCACAAUACUAAUUCGGAUGGUAAUACAAAAUUAAAUAAAUUCAUUAAAAUAUUAGAAGAAAAUGGAAUUCAAUUGAAAGAGAAAGAUAGAUUUAUACCACCUGAAGUUUGGGAUCACGAUUAUGAAUCUUUAGUCAAAGAUUGAAUACAAGAACAAUAAUUUGUUUUUUUUUUUGUUCUUUCGAUUUUUAUUUAUACAAUAAAGUUUACAUUAGCUAAAUAUUUUAUGGA